Messenger RNA from Penicillium malachiteum, 759 nucleotides. RefSeq names its product amphiphysin-like protein RVS161. Gene Ontology annotation, cellular component: mating projection tip; Rvs161p-Rvs167p complex; actin cortical patch. The record is from RefSeq and is a predicted model, not a curated record. The transcript is spliced from 7 exons. NCBI's taxonomy places the organism in Eukaryota, Fungi, Ascomycota, Eurotiomycetes, Eurotiales, Aspergillaceae. The coding region runs from base 1 to 759 and encodes 252 amino acids. Gene Ontology annotation, biological process: actin cortical patch localization; plasma membrane tubulation; endocytosis. Gene Ontology annotation, molecular function: lipid binding; protein binding.
AUGUCUUGGGCAGGCUUUAAGAAGAAUGUCAACCGUGCGACUACGCAGGUGAUGAUGAAGACCGGUCAUGUGGAGAGAACAAAUGAUCGCGACUAUGAGAUUGAGGAACGACGAUACCGGACUAUGGAGGGUGCGGCCAACAAGCUCCAAAAGGAGGCUAAGGGAUACUUGGAUUCGUUGCGAGCUAUGACUGCCUCCCAGAUGCGCAUUGCCGAGACCAUUGAUGCUUUCUAUGGUGACGCCGGAACAAAGGAUGGUGUGAGCCGAAGCUACAGACAAGCUGUUGAGGAUUUAGAUGCAGAGACUAUUAAGGCAUUGGAUGGACCAUACCGAACCACCGUCCUCGACCCCAUCUCCCGCUUCUGCGCCUAUUUCCCCGACGUGAACGAAUGUAUCAAGAAGCGCAACCACAAGCUCCUCGACUACGAUGCCAUGCGUGCCAAGGUUAAGAAGCUCGUCGAGAAGCCCGACAAGGAUGCUACGAAGCUGCCGCGUACCGAGCGUGAGACCGAGAUCGCUAAGCAGGCCUAUGAACAGUUGAAUGAGCAGCUUUUCCUUGAACUGCCUCAGCUGAUCGAUCUGCGCGCUCUCGUCAAGAUUCAGCUACGCUUCUGUGCGGAGGCGUAUUCUCGUAUGGCACAGGUACAGCAGUACCUUGAUGCAGAGACGAGGGACCAGUAUGCUCGUGGUGAUUUGGAUAAUCGGGUUGAAGAGGUAUUACAGGAAAUCCGGGAAUUAAGUAUUGCUGGAACUGUCUAG